Molecule: messenger RNA, 652 nt
Organism: Daphnia pulicaria
Lineage: Eukaryota; Metazoa; Arthropoda; Branchiopoda; Diplostraca; Daphniidae
Product: adhesive plaque matrix protein-like
Exons: 4
Coding region: 77-550 (157 amino acids)
Cellular component (GO): extracellular matrix
Source: RefSeq, a predicted model, not a curated record
UUUCGCCGACUGGUAUAUAAGUCAGUGGACUAACACUAAGAAGGCACAGUUUCAUUCCAACUUCCAAAGCAACAACAUGAAGGUUUUUAUUCUCGCUGCAUUGGUCGCCGUUGUCGCUUCCCAAGCUUACCCCAAGCCGCAAUACCCCAAGCCCACUUACCCCGAGCCAUCAUACCCAAAGCCCGCCUACCCCGAGCCCGCAUACCCCAAACCAGCGUACCCAUCUCCAGCUUAUGCCAAGACCCCCGAAUACGCCCCGAUGCCCUACAACUUUGACUGGGCCGUUAAGGACGAUCCUUCCUACAAUGACUACGCUCACCAGGAGACCGCUGACGACAAGGGUUACGUCACCGGAUCUUACCGCGUUCUUCUUCCCGAUGGCCGCACUCAGGUCGUCAACUACAAGGCCGAUGAUUACACUGGUUACGUUGCCGAUGUUAAAUUCGAGGGUGAAGCCAAGGAGUACAAGCCCGCCUACAAGCCAGCAUACCCAAGCCCCGCUUACCCAAGCCCAGCGUACCCAGCUCCUAAAUACCCAACCAAAUAUUAAGAGAGUCUAAAGGUUCAUCAUCACUUUGCACAAAGUUUCAGUUGUAAACUAUAAAUUAUCUUGCUGAAUUCAAAUACAAUUCUACCAUCCAUUUAAAAAGAA